Mustela lutreola (European mink) is the source of this 2372-nucleotide messenger RNA. Its product is annotated as intraflagellar transport protein 172 homolog. The record is from RefSeq and is a predicted model, not a curated record. NCBI's taxonomy places the organism in Eukaryota, Metazoa, Chordata, Mammalia, Carnivora, Mustelidae. The transcript is spliced from 10 exons. Gene Ontology annotation, cellular component: axoneme; ciliary basal body; intraciliary transport particle B. Gene Ontology annotation, biological process: intraciliary transport. The coding region runs from base 734 to 1516 and encodes 260 amino acids.
GAGAAAUUCACACUUUAUGGGAAGCCAAAAGAGGCAAAGAAUUCUGUAGGCGGGGCUGAUUUCUCCGUUUCCUCCCAUCACUAUCCUGGCGUCCUGUGAGUGCCACCUCUUUCCAUCUGGUACUUCCCCAAACUGCCAGCCCUUUUACUGCCAACUCUUUCCUAGAUUCUAGAACUUGGGUUUCAAGGGUGUCUCCAGAUAUCCUUCUGAUGCCUGUUACCUUUUAUGUUGUCGCUUUCCCUUCUAGGGCACACUCUGGUGGAGUGGAACAGUUUGACUGCUGCCUCCGGAGAAGCAUUUACAAGAAUAAGUUUGAGUUGACAUGUGUGGGACCUAGCCAGGUGAUUGUGAAGAACCUGUCAUCGGGGACCUGGGUGGUACUCAAGUCACACUAUGGCUACGAGGUGGAAGAGGUGAAAAUCCUCAGAAAGGAACGUUACCUGGUGGCCCACACAUCAGACACGCUCCUGCUGGGGGACCUGAACACUAAUCGCCAUAGUGAGGUGUGCAUGAUCUUCAAUGCUGGAGAGCUAACCCCGGUGGAAUAUGGGCGUCAUGAUACCUUGGGUUCUGUGCGUACUGAAUUCAUGAACCCCCACCUCAUCAGUGUCCGUAUUAAUGAGCGGCGUCAACGAGGGAUGGAAGACAAUAAGAAAUUGGCUUAUCUUGUCGAUGUUAAGACUAUUGCUAUCGGCUCUACGUGACAGUGGAAGAGCCUGAUCUUGCCAUCACCAUGUUCAAAAAGCACAAGCUGGAUGAUGAUAUGAUCCGCCUGGUAGGGAAGCACCACCCAGAUCUCCUCAGUGACACACACCUACGCCUGGGCAAGGAGCUGGAGGCUGAAGGCCGACUGCAGGAGGCCGAGUAUCACUACCUCGAGGCUCAGGAGUGGAAGGCAACAGUGAACAUGGACCAGUCCAAUGGGCUUUUGGAGGAGGCCUACCGGGUGGCCAAGGCUCACAGAGGAGCUGAUGCCCACAAGCACGUGGCCUAUCUGUGGGCAAAGAGCCUGGGAGGAGCAUCCUCAGUGAGACUGCUCACUAAGCUCGGACUCCUGGCAGCUGCCGUGGACCAUGCCACCGACAACUGCUCAUUUGAAUUUGCUUUUGAACUCUCCCGGCUGGCCCUCAAGCACAAAACCCCUGAGAUGCAUCUCCGACAUGCUCUGUACCUGGAGGAUGAGGGUAAAUUUGAAGAGGCCGAAGCUGAAUUCAUCAGGGCUGGUACGCCCAAGGAAGCAACCCUCAUGGGCAUGGAGGGGUUCGUGGACCAAGCUCGCCAGUGGGAGCAGGCUGGAGACUAUAGCCCUGCUGUCGACUGCUACCUGAAGGUGCGGGGCUCAGGCAGCAGCAGCCUGGAGGAAAAGUGCUGGAUGAAGGUGAGGCGGGCUCCACCCUUCCUGGCCGCCCACUUCCCGGACCGCCCUCACAGCCAGCAUUCCUCCUCAGACAUUGCUUUUUCCUCCUGGGCCUCUCAUUUUCGCUCAGGCGGCAGGUACCUGCUGAGUGCUUGCUAGAUGCUAGAGCCAGAACUAGGAAAACUAUAAAAGGGGAUCUGAGGCAGAACGCCUAACAGACUGAAAUUGGGGGAAGUUGGACACCACUGUGGCUCAGCUGAUUGAGUACCUCGGUGAAGAUAAAGGAUGUGAUUUGAAGUGGAGUUCAGAGGCCGGUGAGGUCUCGACUGAGAGGGAGGGAGGCUCUGUGAGGGAGGGGGCAGACCUGGGACCAGAGCUGGAAGGGCAAAUCCAGAGGCCGGAGCUGGGGCCAGAAGGAAGCCAGGAAGAAAGUAGAGUCUCCUCCUCUACAUAGAAGCUCCUAAAGAGAAGAAUCUAGCCGGUUAAGCCAAGUCAGUAGGUUUCAUCAAUUCCUAAACAUAUAUAUAAUCACAUUUUAUUAUCUUAGAAAUUGGGUUGCAUAUCAAGUUUUAUAUAUUUUUUUAAAAUUUCAUUUAUUUAUUUGACACAGAGAGAGAGAUCACAAGUAGGCAGAGAGGCAGGCAGAGAGACAGGGGGAAGCAGGCUCCCUGCUGAGCAGAGAGCCUGAUGCAGGGCUCCAUCCCAGGACCCUGAGAUCAUGACCCAAGCUGAAGGCAGAGGGUUAACCCACUGAGCCAUUCAGGCGCCCCUGCAUGUGAAGUUUUAAAUGAUAUAUCUGGGGUACCUGGGUGACUUGGUGGGUAAAGCAUCUGACUCUUAUUAAUUUUCCGCUCAGCACAUGAUCUAGGAUUGUGAGAUCAAGUUCUGCAAUGGGCUCUGCACUGGGUGCGGAUCUGCCUUAGAUUCACUCUUCUUCUCCCUCUGCCACACCCCACUCGUGCUAUCUAAAACAAAGUAAAUGAUGCAUCUUUGAUUCAGAGAAAUACGGUAUUAG